GUUAUGUUUCAGUGGUUGUAACUGAGAUGGAAGCAAAUUAAGAUGUAGCAUAUGUUUUUGUGUUUGAGAUAUAGUACUAGUUGUGUGUCUGAGAUAUAGUAUACAGUAUGUUGUUUGAUGGACAUAUAUGUAUUGCAUGUUUAAGAUAUAGUAGAUGUUGUGUGUUUUGAGAUGUAGUUAGAUACAUAUUUUGUGUUUGAGAUUCAGUACAUGUUGUUUGGAAUGUAGUAUGUAUUGCGGGUUUGAGAUAUAGUAUAUGUUGUGUGUUUUAGGAAAACGGAUAGACCAGACUCCUCCGCCGUUGUGCUCUAUGAUUUCCAGCGCUUCCUUCAGUUCGAGCAGAAGGAGACCUGGGCGCAUAACUUAAAUCAGGUGAGGGAGCUGAUGACCACUUUCAUAGAUGACACCAUGAGGAAGACCAAUGACCCAGAGUUUACUGUUGGAGAGUUCCUCAAUUUCCUCUUCUCCAAAGAGAACUCCAUCUGGGAUGAGAAAUUUUCGGAAGUGAACACCCUGGAUAUGAACAACCCUUUAUCUCACUACUGGAUCAACUCCUCCCACAACACGUACCUGACUGGUGAUCAGAUACGUAGCGAGUCGUCCACAGAAGCCUAUGUGCGCUGCCUUAGACUGGGCUGCCGCUGCAUUGAGUUGGACUGUUGGGAUGGUCCAGGCUACCCCAUCAUAAAGCAUGGCUGGACGAUAACAACCAAGCUCAAGUUCGAGGACGUGGUCAAGGCCAUCAAUGAGCAUGCCUUUGUGACCUCAGAAUACCCCGUGAUCCUGUCUAUCGAGGAGCACUGCAACCUGGAGAACCAGAGGCAAAUGGUGUCCAUCUUUAAGAAGGAGUUUGGGGACAAGCUGCUGACGGAACCGGUGGAAGAGUAUGCCGAGCAGCUGCCCUCCCCGACACAGCUCAAGGGCAAGAUCAUCCUCAAGCACAGGAAGCUGAGCAUGGAUGGCACCCUGGGCAGGAAGGACAUGCGUAAAGGAGAGAAGCAAGGAGAUCUCUGCAUCUGGGACCCUAUAGAUCAGAAAUGGAAUCGACACUACUGCGUUAUCUCAGAUGACAAGCUCUACUACGCUGAAGAGUACGAGCACGAGGAUGACAUGGGUACAGUUGGCCAGGUGACAGACCCCCCCUUUUUUACUUUGACUACUUUAUUUUCUACUCGGUGUAAACUUCCUUGUCCUAUAGGGUUGUCGUAUGCUCCUUCCCACGUUCUGCUUUUUAUUGUCUCUCUCGAUGUCACUCUCUCUUACACACGCACACAUAAUUCCUUGUUAAAUGUUAAAUAUCUCUCUCUCUCUCUCUCUUCCCAUCAGGUGUUUGCGGAGCAGCACGUCUCUGAGCCCUGGUUUCGCGGGCGCAUGUCUGAGGGUCGGCAGACGGCUGAACGGCUCCUGCAGGAGUUCUGUGCCGAGUCCGGUGGGAAGGACGGGACUUUCCUCGUGCGAGAGAGUGACACCUUCCUAACCGACUUCACCCUCUCUUUCUGGCGAAAAGGAAGAGUGCAGCACUACCGGAUCCACACAGGGACUGAGGUCAGCCACACGUACUACUACCUCACCGACAACCUGCACUUUCCCAGUGUGUAUGCACUUAUACUGUACUACAAGGACAACCCACUCGUUUGCAUAGACUUUAACCUGCGCCUCACCGUUGCUGUCCCACUGCCCAACCAGCACCUGCAGCAGGGGUGGUUCCACGAUAACCUGAGCCGGGGAGCGGCCGAGGAUUCCCUGAUGAGGAUCCCGUGGGAUGGAGCCUUCCUCAUCCGCCAGAGAGAAGAUCAUGAGUCCUACGCCAUCACCCUCAGGGGGGAUGGUAAGGCGAAGCACUGGCGUAUCCAGAAAGAGGGCUCCAGGUACGUGCUGGGGUCCUCCUCUGAGUUUGAGAGCCUGGUGGAGCUGGUGGAUUACUUCCGGAAGAUUCCUUUGUACCGCAAGAUCAAACUGCGCUACCCGGUGACCCGAGAGAUGGUGGAGAGAUUCCGCAAGCACGUCUCUGAGCCCUGGUUCCACGGGCGCUUGUCUGAGGGUCGGCAGACGGCUGAACGGCUCCUGCAGGAGUUCUGUGCCGAGUCCGGUGGGAAGGACGGGACUUUCCUCGUACGAGAGAGCGACACCUUCCUCACCGACUUCACCCUCUCUUUCUGGCGAAGUGGGAGAGUGCGGCACUGCCGGAUCCACUCAGGCACUCAGGACAGCCACGUGUACUACUUCCUCACGGACAUUCUGCACUUUCCCAGUGUGUAUGCACUUAUAGAGCACUACAAGGACAACCCACUCGGCUGCAUGGACUUUAACCUGCGCCUCACCGGUGCUGUCCCACGGCCCAACCAGCACCUGCAGCAGGGGUGGUUCUACGAUAACCUGAGCCGGGUAGAGGCCGAGGAUUCCCUGAUGAGGAUCCCGCGGGAUGGAGCCUUCCUCAUCCGCCAGAGAGAAGAUCAUGACUCCUACGCCAUCACCUUCAGGGGGGAUGGUAAGGUGAAGCACUGCCGUAUCCAGAAAGAGGGCUCCAGGUACGUGCUGGGGUCCUCCGCUGAGUUUGAGAGCCUGGUGGAGCUGGUGGACUACUUCCGGAAGAUUCCUUUGUACCGCAAGAUCAAACUGCGCUACCCGGUGACCCGAGAGAUGGUGGAGAGAUUCAGCAAGGAGCGGGACUGUGGUUCCAUUUACGAUAUGAAGAUUUAUGUGGAGCCAAAUGAAAUCGAACCUGCAACGCCCCAGAGCACAGUGAAAGCGCUGUAUGAUUACAGAGCCACCAGGGCUGAUGAGCUCACCUUCUGCAAAGGAGCUCUGAUCCAUAAUGUGAUCAAAGAUCCCCAAGGAUGGUGGAAAGGAGAUUACGGGGGAAAGAUCCAGCUGUACUUCCCUUCCAACUUUGUGGAGGAGGUGACAAGUAAUACCAAGCCUAAAUUCCGAGACCAAGCGAUGGAGGAUAACCCGCUGGGUGACUUGUGCAUGGGGCUGGUGGACCUCUCCAGGUGCAAUGUCUUGAGGUCGUCUAAGAACGGUAUGAGCAAUGUGUUGAGCGUGACACUUAUUGAUGAGCAGGAGGGCAGUCAGCAGUAUGACUUUGCCACUGACACUGUGGAGGAGCUGUUGAAAUGGUAUCAGGUGGUAUGGAAUAUCACUCAGCACAAGAACAACAAAGAUUGUGAGAUCCAGCAGAAGGAAGAGAUUGAGACCAAAGACGUGGUGGCCAUCGAGAUGUCUGACCUAGUGGUCUACUGUCAGUCACGCAUUAAAGACAAGGACCGCUUUGUGAGGUACACAUUUACGGAGAUCCGCUCGUUCGUGGAGAACAAGACUCCUGCCAAGAGCAAGUCCAAGGAGUUCCUCAAGUACAACCGCAAGGCCCUGAGCCGCAUCUACCCCAAAGGCCAGCGCAUGGACUCCUCCAACUAUGACCCCUACCCGCUGUGGCUAUGCGGCUGCCACAUGGUGUCGCUCAACUUUCAGACCGCAGAUAAGUACACGCAGCUGAACAGUGCCCUCUUCAGUUUGAACGGGCACACUGGCUAUGUACUGCAGCCAGAAAUGAUGAGGGAGGAGAACUACGACCCCCAGCACAAAACCGAAGUGAAGUUCACUAUUACAGUGCGGGUGAUUGCUGCCAGACACCUGCCCAAGCUAGGGCGCAGCAUCAUCAGCCCCUUUGUGGAGAUCAAGCUGUGCGGCCAGGCGGACGAGAGCAAGUUCAUGACUACUGUCUGCCAUGAUAAUGGACUGAGCCCAGUGUGGCCCGCCCCUCCUGACCUGGUCACCUUCACCGUUCACGAGCCUGAGCUCACCUUCCUGCGCUUUGUGGUGAACGAGGAGGACAUGUUCUCCGACCCCAACUUCCUGGCCCAGGCCACAUUCCCCAUCAAAGGAAUCCGCUCAGGCUACCGCUCGGUUCCUCUGAAGAACUGCUUCAACGAGUCCAUAGAAUUGGCAAGUCUGCUGGUGUACGUUGAUAUCCAGCUGGUGGAGAAUUAAAGAGAAGAAAAUCAACAACAGCAAGUUCUACUCCUGAGAGAAUGCCAAGCCUCCUGUUGCUCUCUCCGGAACACACACACACACACUCACAAAACAUUGCAUGAUAUAACAGGGUACAUGUAUUGGUGCAUUUGAGCUGUUUUGAGGAAGAAACAAGUCAACGUUGGAGCCAAAUGCAGGAAUACUGAAAUACAGCUGAAAUUAUCUCCAGUCACAAAAUGUUCUUUGACAUUUUCUUUCCAAGAACCCGCCAUCUGGUAUGUACCUGCCACCUAACUUGUGUUACACACAACUGUUCACUACUCAGGUCAUUUAAUUUACUACUCUGCAGAUCUGACUGCACUUAUCAGACGUUCUCUUGAUGAGCUCAACACAUCAGUCAGCCAACAGUUACAUUUCAGUCAGGUUCAGUUGAGAGCACUCAGAGCAGGGCAUCAUGGAUGAUUUUCAGCGCAGGGAAGGCCAAGGAGCUAGAUUGGAGUACCAUGGAUUUAAUGAGCCCGUUACAUUGCACCUGGAUGACUAGAGUCCUGCUCAUGUACAGUGCUUUCGGAAAGUUUUCAGACCCUUUCAAGUUUUCCACAUUUUGUUAUGUUUCAGACUCCUCUUGAAAUUAAUUAUUUUUUCUUAUCAAUCUAUACACAAUACUUGACUUACCCCACAAUGCGGUAGCAAAAACAGGUAUUUGGAGUGUUUUGUUAAUUUAUUGAAAAUAAAAGACCUUCACUUAGUACUUGGUACAAAAAAUGCGAAAAAAAAUACAUGAAAGGGUUGCACUGUACUGUACAUGACUGUAAAUUCAGCUGUACAGUAUAUGAAGGUUAAGCUUAGAGGAAUUAUUUCAGACUGUUAGAGAAUAUAGAAGUUCAUGUGUUGCUGACGUACAGGAGCUAGAUAAUGUACAGUACAUAGGAAUCCUCAUUUCCAGCCUGUUGAAAAGACGUUUUCUCUAUAAAAUAUGCAAGGAUGGGAGUCACAAACAACAGGGAGACUUGUGAUGGAAUAUCAUUUGUGUUUAUUAAGAUGUAAUGUGUCUUAUUUGUAUGCGGAAUAGUAAUAAUUAUCAUCCUAAUAAUAAUAAUAUCACUUUGUCUGACAGAUAUUGUAUGACUUGGUGUGAAUAAAGAUGAAUGGCUUUAGUUGCACUCUGUUUAACUCUGAUAGCCGUGUGUGAAAAUAAACUUGCCCUCACUCUU
Molecule: messenger RNA, 5186 nt
Organism: Clupea harengus (Atlantic herring)
Lineage: Eukaryota; Metazoa; Chordata; Actinopteri; Clupeiformes; Clupeidae
Product: 1-phosphatidylinositol 4,5-bisphosphate phosphodiesterase gamma-2-like
Exons: 27
Coding region: 385-3990 (1201 amino acids)
Biological process (GO): positive regulation of epithelial cell migration; phosphatidylinositol metabolic process; phospholipid catabolic process
Cellular component (GO): ruffle membrane
Molecular function (GO): protein binding; phosphatidylinositol-4,5-bisphosphate phospholipase C activity
Source: RefSeq, a predicted model, not a curated record